UAAAUCUAAACAAACGAAUAUCGGUACCGUUGUAGCUGGAUCUGUUCAAGCUAUCAUCGGUGUCCUAUAUAAAGACAAGGCAUGUAUUUCCCUCUUCGAUACAAUAGAAGUUGAUAUGCAAGACAUCAUUCAAAUUAACGAUGUAAAAAGAGAGUUACACGCUUUAAUGAGACGGAAAAACAAAGAGCCCCCAAUUGCUAGGCUAAAAGGCGAAAGUGGUGCGCAUUCCGGUGUUCCUGUUUUCGUUGUCGGAGUUUAUUCGGACGUUGAGCAGUUGGGUGAAGGAUUUGGAAGCUCAAAGGCGAUGGCUGAAUUCAGGGCAUUUAAAGAUGCUUUGGUGAAAUAUUACUUGACAGAGGUCAAAGAUUUUACAUUACCAUCCACAAUUAAUACACCCGAAAAGCAAAAUAGUUAUGUUCCAACAAUAGUCGGAGAUACGCCACCAAAACUAUAA
Molecule: messenger RNA, 454 nt
Organism: Acaulospora morrowiae
Lineage: Eukaryota; Fungi; Glomeromycota; Glomeromycetes; Diversisporales; Acaulosporaceae
Source: the annotation of a GenBank genome assembly